AUGGCGUCUUCCUUCGUGGCCGGAGAGUGCUUGGUUCACGCUUUAGGCCCUGGCGGGGAACUAGAGCCUGAGAAACUGCCCCGAAAGCUACGGGCCGAAUUGGAGGCCGCAGUGGGGAAGAAACACAAGGGCGGUGAUAGCCCGCGUGGCCCCGAGCGCCUGGUUUCCUUCCGUCUGAUCCGAGAUCUGCACCAGCACCUGAGGGAGAGGGGCUCCACGCUCUAUCUCCAUGAGCUCCUGGAAGGCAGUGAAAUCUAUCUCCCAGAGGUGGUGAAGCCUCCUCGGAACCCGUUAGUCGCCCGGUUGGAGAAGAUUAAGAUACAGCUGGCCAACGAGGAAUAUAAGCGGAUCACCCGUAAUGUCACCUGCCAGGAUUCCAGGCAUGGUGGGACUCUCGGUGAACUGGGGAAACAAGUGAGGUCAGUGAAGGCUCUGGUCAUCACCAUCUUCAACUUCAUUGUCACGGUAGCAGCUGCCUUUGUCUGCGCUUACCUCAGAAGCCAGUAUAUAUUCACAGAAAUGGCUUCGCGGGUGCUGGCUGCAGUGAUCGUGGCCUCUGUGGUGGGGCUGGCCGAGCUGUAUGUCAUGGUGCGAGCAAUGGAAAGCGAGUUGGGAGAACUCUAACCGAUGCUUCAUGGACAAAUUCUGGAAAAGGU
This is a messenger RNA of Echinops telfairi (small Madagascar hedgehog), 656 nucleotides long. RefSeq names its product transmembrane protein 199-like. The record is from RefSeq and is a predicted model, not a curated record. Gene Ontology annotation, biological process: vacuolar proton-transporting V-type ATPase complex assembly. Gene Ontology annotation, cellular component: endomembrane system. Lineage: Eukaryota; Metazoa; Chordata; Mammalia; Afrosoricida; Tenrecidae.